AUGGCUCAUCUUCUCUCUAAUGCCAUCAGGAAGAUUAAAGUUAAAAUACUAAGAAAGUUUUAUUUGUAUGAGACGUUGGAACUAAUAUUGGUGGAUGAAAAGGGUCAAAAGAUUCAUGCUGUAAUAAACAAGGAGUAUGAGGAUCGGCGCACUUUGAAAAUUGUUGAGGGCAAUUGGAUAAGUAUAACUAAUUUUGAUUUGGUUCCUGUUACAGGAGCUUUUAGACCGGUUCCCCAUCGUUUUAAGAUUGUAUGGAACUCAGGCACAACGAUUAAGGACAUUCGACCGUUGUGUUCCGCUGAUUUCUUUUCGUUUGUCGCUUUCGAGGAUAUCAAAAGUGGUUCUUUGGACCCUACUUUAUGUGUUGAUCUAAUUGGACGUGUCGUGAGGGUUGGUAAUGGAAGAGAGUCCGGCCCACCUGCUUCUGAUUGGAACGAGUUAUUUUUGGAACUGGAAAACGAAGAGUGA
Messenger RNA from Arabidopsis lyrata subsp. lyrata, 468 nucleotides. RefSeq lists its product as uncharacterized. Lineage: Eukaryota; Viridiplantae; Streptophyta; Magnoliopsida; Brassicales; Brassicaceae. Bases 1 to 468 code for a protein of 155 amino acids. The record is from RefSeq and is a predicted model, not a curated record. The transcript has 3 exons.